This is a messenger RNA of Mesitornis unicolor (brown roatelo), 1035 nucleotides long. Its product is annotated as putative nuclease HARBI1. The annotation marks the transcript as partial. The record is from RefSeq and is a predicted model, not a curated record. NCBI's taxonomy places the organism in Eukaryota, Metazoa, Chordata, Aves, Mesitornithiformes, Mesitornithidae. The transcript has a single exon.
CUCCUGAUCGCUCGCCGUAGGAGAACCAGCUGCUACUUCUACCCCCGCGCGUGGCCCAGCGUCAGGAGCGCGGACUGGUGGGAGCGGGUGGUCCUGAAGGAGUUUGGGCCUCAGGACUGGCUGGAGAAGUUUCGGAUGUCCAAGGAGACCUUCUUCUACAUCUGCAACCAGCUGCGGCCUGGGCUGGCUCCGCACAGCGCCCACUUCCACCCCACCCUGCCCGUGGAGAAGAGGGUGGCCGUGGCCCUGUGGCACUUGGCCACCAACGUGGAGUACCAGACUCUCAGCCCGCUCUUCGGCGUGGGGCCCUCUACAGUGCAGACCUGUGUCCGAGAGGUGAGCUACGCUGUCGUCUUGCUGCUGAAGCCCCUCUACCUCCGGCUGCCCAACGAGAAGGAGCUGGACAACAUGGUGCGCAUCUUCCGCACCCGCUGGGGCUUCCCGCACUGCAUCGGCGCCCUGGACAGCCUUCACAUCCCCAUCCACCCGCCCCUGCGCCUCAGCGCCGACUACUGCAACGGCCAGGGCUGGCACUCCAUCCUGACGCAGGCCACCGUGGAUGGGCUGGGCCAGUUCUGGGACGUCUCCACCGCCUUCCCCGGCAGCAUGGAGAACAGCGCAGUCCUGGAGAGCUCCAGCCUGUGGGUGCUGGCCAAAGAGGGCCGGCUGUGCCCCAACCCUCCCAAGCACUUCAUGGGGAAGGCGCAGAAGUACGUGCUGCUGGGCGAUGCUACCUACCCCUUGCAAGACUGGAUCCUCAAGCCCUACCAGGAGGAGGAGAACCUCACCCAGCGGCAGCUGCAGUUCAACUACCGCCUGAAGCGGGCGCACAGCGUGAUCGAGAACGCCUUCCUGCGCCUCAAGGCGCGCUGGCAGAUCCUCCUGAAGUGCGACGACUGCAGCCUGGAGCUGUUGCCCCCCCUCGUCCUCGCCUGCUGCAUUCUCCACAAUGUCUGCGAAGCCCACGACAACCCCUUCAACGAGGAGUGGCUGGAGGGCACUGAGCCCACCGAGCUGCCCAAACCCUGCCAGCCC